CAGGUUCAGCGGCAACCCCCCCUCUGAUCGACCUCAGAGCAUCUUGUACGGCCCGUCGUUCCUAACCCGGCUGUAGGUUCAACAUGAGUGCCGGGCCUGAGUCUCCGACAAGCUCCCUCAGUCGUGAACCAAUCGAGCAAAGGUUACAUUGACAUGAGCGAACCAUGGGGGGACGAUCCUGGCCGAGAACACCUCGGAUGGGGAGCUUAUAACCAUUGGCCUCGCCCGUCCCAGGAUUUCCCAGGAUGCAACACCAUAUCCUUCGGCAUAUAAGGUGUCAACUGUUCUAUAACUGUGCAAUUGGGUCCAAUUGAGGCCAAGUUGAUCAUGUCGUCCGAAAAGAAAGUCGGCGGGGACGAUAUCCACCAUGCCGAGAUCUCCGAUGCCGGGCUUGACCACUUCAAGAAUGUCGACCUCCACGACAAGGUCCUGGCGAACGGCGCCCUCGAGGCAACCACCCAGGAGCACAACCUCGGCGUCCUCCAGGCCUUCAAGACCUACAAGCGCGCCGCUUUUUGGUCCAUCAUGAUCUCGACCACGGUUAUCAUGGAGGGCUACGAUGUUACCCUGAUUGGCUCUUUCUACGGAUACCCGACCUUCAAACAGAAAUAUGGAACGUACCUAGAGUCGACGGGCGACAAGCAGAUCUCGGCCGAGUGGCAGCAAAAGUUCAACUGUCUCGGUGCCUUGGCCAACAUCAUUGGCGCCAUGUUGAACGGAUGGGCCACGGCGAAAUGGGGCCACCGAAAGGUGCUUAUGGUCAGUCUCUUCUGGCUGGCUUCGUUCAUCUUUGUGGUUUUCUUCGCUCCAACGAUCGAGGUCAUGCUGGUCGGUCAGUUCCUCUGCAACAUUCCCUGGGGCGUCUUCGCAACGACUGGCCCGGCCUAUGCUGCUGAAGUGACUCCCCUGGCCAUCCGAGGAUACCUGACUGCCUACAUCAACCUUUGCUGGUGCAUCGGACAGUUCAUCUCGGCCGGUGUACUCAAGGGUCUAGUCAAUAACGAUACCGAGUGGAGCUACAGGGUCCCAUUCGCGGUCCAGUGGAUUUGGCCUAUCCCCCUCUUCAUUGCAGCAUGGAUGGCGCCCGAAUCGCCGUGGUUCCUCGUCCGCACGAACCAACUCGACGCCGCCAAGAAGUCUCUCCAGCGACUGUCAGAGCCCGAGCACCAAGUCGAUUUCGACGGAACGAUUGCCAUGAUGGUCCAUACCAACAAGCUCGAGAUUGAGGAACGCGCGGGUGUCAACUACUGGGAUGCGUUCCGAGGCACCAACCGCCGUCGCACAGAGAUUGCCUGCAUGGGCUUCAUGUCUCAGAUCACAAACGGUGGAGCUCUCUGCUACAGCGGAUCUUUCUUCUUCCAGCAGACCGGCAUCGGUGCGAGCGCUUCAUAUGGCAUCGCUCUGGGCGGUACUGGAAUUGCCUUCCUCGGCGUCAUCGUCUCGUGGUUCUACAUUUCCCGAUGGGGUCGCCGCACCAUCUGGUUGACAGGCUUCAGUUCGCUCGUGCUCAUCUUGUGGACCAUCGGUUUCCUGGCUCUGCCAAAGCAGACAAAUGCCCUCGCCUGGGCACAGUCUCUGCUUUGUGUGGUCUGGCUGGGCGCGUACUCCAUGUCUGUCGGACCCAUCAUUUACACCAUUGUUGCUGAGAUUGGUUCAACACGACUCCGAACGCAAACAGUCGUGCUGGCACGUAGCUUUUACUAUGUUGGAAACAUCAUUUGCGGUGGCCUCCUCCAGCCCAAGCUCAUCUCUCCAGGUGCUUGGAAUGCAAAGGGAAAGACUGCAUUCUUCUGGGCCGGUCUUGCUACGCUGACCCUGAUCUGGGGCUACUUCCGCAUGUUUGAGACCAAGGACCGAACCUUUGGUGAGCUGGACUACAUGUUCCAGAAGGGCGUGAGCGCUCGAGAGUCGGCUGGGUAUAAGAUUAAUGAGGAAGAGAUCUACGCCGCAGAGGAACGAGACACCAAGUUGGAGAAGUGAAUUUUGCUCCAUACCCUUGAUAUCUCAGCGAAGAUGCAGGCAAAUUGAGAUGAUAAUAUUCGUGGAGAGUGCUUUUUGGGUCCUAUUCUCCUAUGGUGAAUGUGAAUGUGAAUGUUCUAUGCAGCCGACUUUAUCCACCCUGCACAGGUAUGCAUAAUUCAAUGAGCCGCGUCAGCUGGAGGUUGGAGAUGGUCAUUGGAACUGGUAGGGCAAGCCACGGUGGAGGGAGGCGUCGGUUGGUCCAGGGGUCACAGGGAUUGAGGAGGCCGAGGGCUGCGUUCUGAGGAGCCUCAUGUGCAGCCAAGACGGCGAUCACCAAUUCAAUCGUUCUAGCUGAUGAGAAGGGUCGAAGCUGGGGUUUGAGACGGAUACCCCUAUUAAACGAAGGCAUCAAUCCCGUCCACCGCUAAUUGCU
Messenger RNA from Ilyonectria robusta, 2395 nucleotides. Its product is annotated as general substrate transporter. Bases 328 to 1980 code for a protein of 550 amino acids. Gene Ontology annotation, molecular function: carbohydrate:proton symporter activity. The record is from RefSeq and is a predicted model, not a curated record. Gene Ontology annotation, biological process: carbohydrate transport; transmembrane transport. The transcript is spliced from 4 exons. Gene Ontology annotation, cellular component: membrane. Lineage: Eukaryota; Fungi; Ascomycota; Sordariomycetes; Hypocreales; Nectriaceae.